Molecule: messenger RNA, 653 nt
Organism: Anoplophora glabripennis (Asian longhorned beetle)
Lineage: Eukaryota; Metazoa; Arthropoda; Insecta; Coleoptera; Cerambycidae
Exons: 1
Coding region: 30-521 (163 amino acids)
Source: RefSeq, a predicted model, not a curated record
UAAAACUGAUUCAGCGAUUCAAUGUAAAAAUGGCGUCGAAUGCGGUUGUGCGUGAAUGUGUGCAAAGUAUUGCUGUUUUGUUAAAAGAAGAACUGAAAAGAAUUGCUAAUAAUAUGAACAAAGGUCGUAAGAAACGUCGUUUUUGGGUGAGGCAGUGGAUUCUGAGAAGAAAUAGAUUGGGAGCAUCAGAAACGUUGUUGAAGGAGCUUGCAUUAGAGGAUAAAGAAGGGUAUAGAAAUCAGUUAAGAAUGUCCGAAGAAAAACUUGAAGAGCUGCUGUCAAAAGUGCAGGAUGUCAUAAAAAAACAAGAUACAGUAAUGCGACAAGCAAUCUCACCAAGAUUAAAGCUGCAAGUUACUUUAAGGUAUUUAGCUACAGGGGAUUCAUUUGCAACACUUGCUUCGGUAUACCGAGUACCAAAAAAUACCAUUUCAAAUUUUCUGGGAGAAGUGUGUACAGCAAUAUACGACACAUUACAAGAUUUUAUUAAAGUAAGUAUAAACAUUUUGCAACAAAAGUAGGUAAUAUAAAAUUUAGUCUAUUAUAAGUCUAAGACACCUGUUAGAGCUGCAGUAAGUAUAUCAGAUGGCUCCUGCGAAUCUUCUCCACUUUGUUGUCUGUUGCAUGAUUCAUUUGAAAAUGAAGACGAGGAA